This is a messenger RNA of Orycteropus afer afer, 1140 nucleotides long. Lineage: Eukaryota; Metazoa; Chordata; Mammalia; Tubulidentata; Orycteropodidae. The record is from RefSeq and is a predicted model, not a curated record.
AUGUCUGCUGAGGUCGAGAUCCACGAGAAGGAGAGAAACCUCGAUGAGGUGGAUAGACACAACAGCCCCAGCAGGAGAUUCAAAUACCCCAGUGAUCAGAAGGGUGGCUCAGCACCAGGCGCUGGUUUCUUCUGUGAAGUUCAGCUGUUGGAUGUUGGGGGCUAUCUGAGCCUCUCCACCAAAGCCUCUGGAUUCAACUUCAGUGACUAUGUCAUGUGCUGGGUCCACCUUGCUUCAGGGAAGGGGCUGCAGUGGGUGACAAGUGUCCAGUGUGAGGUGCAGCUGGUGGAGUCCGGGAGAGGCCUGAGUCAGGCUGGGGGGUCCCUGAGACUCUCCUGUGCAGCCUCUGGAUUCACCUUCAGCAGUUAUGGCAUGAGCUGGGUCCGCCAGGCUCCAGGGAAGGGCCUGCAGUGGGUCGCAGUUAUCAGCAGUGACAGUAGUUACAUAUACUACGCAGACUCCGUGAAGGGCCGAUUCACCAUCUCCAGAGACAAUGCCAAGAACACUCUACGGUCUCUGAAGAUCUCAUUCAAGGCAUCUGGAUACAGCUUUACUAGCUACUGGAUCAGCUGGGUGCGGCAGAUGCCCGGAAAAGUGGAGUGGGUGGGAGAGAUUGAUCCUAGUGAUUCUUUUACCAAGUACAGGCCGUCCUUCCAAGGCCAAGUCACCAUCUCCACAGACAACUCCAUCAGGACCGCCUUCCUGCAGUGGAGCAGCCUGAAGGCCACGGACACAGCUAUGUAUUACUGUGCAAGAGACACAAGAGCAGAUUCUGAAAACCUCAUGAGGCAUGUCCAUCUCAGCCACAGAGGUGUCCAGUGUGAGGUGCAGCUGGUGGAGACAGGGGGAGGCCUGAGUCAGCCUGGAGGGUCUCUGAGACUCUCCAGUGCAGCCUCUGGAUUCACCUUCAGCGAUUAUGGCAUGAACUGGGUCCGCCAGGCUCCAGGGAAGGGGCUGCAGUGGGUGGCAUUGAUUAGCUAUGAUGGUGGUAGCACAUACUACGCAGACUCCGUGAAGGGCCGAUUCACCAUCUCCAGAGAAAACGCCAAAAACACACUGUAUCUGCAAAUGAACAGUGUCCAGUGUGAUGUGCAGCUGGUGGAGUCCGGGGGAGGCCUGAGUCAGCCUGGGGGUCCAUGA